GGCGGCGCCGCGCUCGGACCGGGCGGGAGGAAAUUAAAAUGCACGCAGUGGUAAACACUGGAAGUAAAGGAGUGGCUGCUUGGGCUGCAGGUCUGGUUCCCUCAUCACGUCUCGUGCUUCAUUGAGUCAUGCAGAGUGUUGUCCUGAGCUGACCUCCCACGUGGAGCACUCCUUGGAUGACAGCAGUGUGUGGAGACGCCGCACCUCCGUUCCCUUCCUGUUCCUGGCUCCAGCCCUCCAUCCCUGCAGUACAUGUUACCAUGGCGAUGACUGCAGGGACUACAACAUCCUUUCCCAUGAGUAACCACACCCGGGAGAGAGUGACGGUGGCCAAACUCACACUGGAGAACUUCUACAGCAACCUGAUUAUACAGCAUGAGGAGAGGGAAACCAGGCAGAAGAAGCUGGAAGUGGCUAUGGAAGAGGAAGGCCUUGCAGAUGAGGAGAAAAAGCUGCGCCGGUCACAGCACGCUCGCAAGGAAACCGAGUUCCUGCGGCUCAAGAGGACCAGGCUCGGCUUGGAUGACUUCGAGUCUUUGAAAGUCAUAGGAAGAGGAGCAUUUGGGGAGGUCCGCCUUGUUCAGAAGAAGGAUACAGGUCACAUUUAUGCAAUGAAGAUACUGAGAAAAGCAGAUAUGCUGGAGAAAGAGCAGGUGGCCCAUAUCAGAGCAGAAAGAGAUAUUUUGGUUGAAGCAGAUGGAGCCUGGGUAGUGAAAAUGUUUUACAGCUUUCAGGAUAAAAGGAACCUUUACCUGAUCAUGGAGUUUUUACCUGGAGGUGACAUGAUGACCUUACUGAUGAAGAAGGACACACUGUCAGAGGAGGAGACCCAGUUUUACAUUUCUGAGACAGUGUUGGCCAUCGAUGCCAUUCACCAGUUGGGAUUUAUCCACAGGGACAUCAAGCCAGACAAUCUCCUGCUGGAUGCCAAGGGUCAUGUAAAGCUGUCUGAUUUUGGGCUCUGCACAGGUUUAAAGAAAGCCCACAGAACAGAGUUCUACAGGAACCUCACACACAACCCACCAAGUGACUUCUCAUUUCAGAAUAUGAACUCAAAGAGGAAAGCAGAAACAUGGAAGAAGAACAGGCGACAGCUGGCAUAUUCUACUGUGGGAACCCCAGACUAUAUUGCUCCAGAAGUGUUUAUGCAGACUGGCUACAACAAGCUGUGUGACUGGUGGUCCUUGGGAGUGAUUAUGUAUGAAAUGCUAAUAGGGUAUCCACCUUUCUGCUCAGAAACACCACAAGAGACUUACAGGAAAGUUAUGAACUGGAAAGAAACAUUGGUAUUUCCUCCAGAGGUGCCCAUUUCAGAGAAAGCAAAGGAUUUAAUUCUAAGAUUUUGUAUCGACUCAGAAAACAGAAUUGGUAGCAAUGGAGUAGAGGAAAUAAAAAGUCAUCCAUUUUUUGAAGGAGUAGACUGGGGACAUAUCAGGGAAAGACCAGCUGCAAUCCCUAUAGAAAUCAAAAGCAUUGAUGAUACUUCCAACUUUGAUGAAUUUCCUGAAUCAGACAUUUUACAGCCAGUGCCAAACACGACAGAACCCGACUACAAAUCCAAAGACUGGGUUUUCCUCAAUUACACCUACAAGAGGUUUGAAGGGCUCACCCAGCGUGGCUCCAUCCCUUCCUACAUGAAAGCUGGGAAGUUGUGAAACAGAACACAACCCCCCAAAGGAAAUUGCAAACACAAACCUCAGGUAGCUGCAUCACCAGGCCCGCUUGGCGUUAGUUAUCAACACAUCGACUCUGGUGCGCAUCGAUUUCACAUGGAAAUUCUACAGGAUUAGGAUUUCUAAGACUACUACAGGAAUUAGUUGGCAGUGCCAGCUGGCUUUUUUUUUUUUUUUUUUUUUUUGUCCUUUUUUUUUUUUUUAAUAUUUGAAUAUUUUUGUUAACUUUAUUAUACAAAGGUACUGGAAUAAAAGGAACGUGCAUCGCUUUUCCUGCACUGCCUACGUGUGGAUAACGGUUAAUUAUGCCUCUCUGUACUGUGGCUUUGUUUGUACUGUAAACCAUCUAAUCCACCCAGGAGGGAAACAUAUCAUUUGAUGCAGCAUUGGUGUUGUACUGCUCAGCUGGUGGGGUUUAGAUAUGCAGUAUAAAGAAAACUGUCCACAUUUGCAAACCUCUCUGAGCAAUUGCUCAAGGGUGUUCCAUUUGUGGGCUGCAGAUCCCCCAUGAGUGUAGUACAUGGAAUUAUUUUAAAUAGCAGUGUCCUCUGGGCCUCCUUGUGUCCUGUGUGCCCUCUCUUGCCCCGAGUGCAGGACUUUAUCAGCCCUUUAUCAUCAUCCCUUUUGUCCCUUGUCCCACAGUGUGUGGCAAUGAGGCAGUCCCUGUGAUCUGUUUAGUGGUAUUUCUGCUUUAAAUGAUCAUUGGCAGUAUUGCUGUUAGAGGUGAUGAUGCCUGCUGGCAAUUUCAGAAGCAAAAAGGAAUCUGAAUAAAAAGUAUCAAUAUUUUUAGCAGAAGGGAAACACUCUGAUAGGAAGUUUUGAGGGGAUGGCAGUUUCCAAGACUGUAUUCCUGCCUCUGCUCUAAAGCAGACUACCUUUGAGCUGCUCAUAAUUCAAACAUUCUCUUCCCUCUGUGCAAAAUGUGUCCUAGAGAAGUGAUCAGAUUGGUGCUUUUUCUUUUUUUUCCUCCCUGAGCAGCUGCAGGCAGAAGGGAUCCUGCUUUAACCUCUCCUGAAUCACAGCCUCUGCUCACAUAGAGGAAACUGAGUGUCCCACUAGGUUCAGACUCUCCAGUGAGUUCCUUUUCUCCCAGGAUCUCCACUUGGCUUGGCCAUGGGAUUAGAAGGGAUCAGCUGAAUCUGCAGCCCAAUUUCCAGGGACCACCUAAUUGUUCUUGUGGCCUAUUACAGCGACAUGAGGAGGUCUCCAUGGUGAGAGAAGGAUGAGAAUCUUGUUUCUUGAUCAGAAGGCUGGAUUUAUUGAUAUAUGAUAUAUAAUACCUUAUAACUAUACUAAAAAGAAUAAGGAGAGAAGUUGCAGAGAGCUGCUAAGCUAAGAAUAGAGAGAAAGAAUGAAUAACAAAGUUCUGUCUCCAGGGAAUCUGUCCCCGAGCUUGCUUCUGUGAUUGGCCCCCAAUUGGAAACAUGGAAGAUGAGCCAAUCACAGGUGCAUCCUAUUGCAUUCCACAGCAGCUGAUAACAAUUGUUUACAUUCAUCUUCUGGGCCUUUGCUUCCCAGAAUAUGGACAAAUCUGAAAGAGAGGAUUUCUAUGGAAAAAUGUCUGCAACAGUGGCCAGUCUGCAGGAUGGUGACAACCUGACAGCCAAGCCAGAUGUCCUUUCCCUGGGCAGAGGAAACAGAAGCAGAAAUACCUCCAUGUGCAGGCUCUGUUUUGUUCAUCAGCCCAGCAGCAGUUCAGGACUGAGUUGUACUCCCAGAGCAGUUUGCAAUUAUCUGGUCACUGGUGACUUUCUCUGCCUGUACUUACAGCUUAUCUGCAGGGCUUUGAAUCUGUCACAGUACAGCAGAGAUCUCUGCUGUCAUUUUCUGGUCAAAUGAGAUGUGCAGCACUGAACAAUUCCCCAGUGGCUGAACAAGCAGAGUCACUGUUGCUGUCUCUCUCCUCUGAACCAGUGAAAGGCACCCUAAAACCUCUGCAGCCCCUUCUGAGCGGAGCACACGAUGUUUUGGCAUACAGCAGGAAAGAUUCCACUGGACAGACUUUUGUAGCAAUAUGGAAACUACUGUUAUAAAGCCAUUAGAGAAAUAUUUAUUGCUGUUAGGCACUGUGGUAUCAGCUGUUCUGAGUUAUUUGUAUGCUCUGAAAAACAUACUGGCAUGUUGAUCUGUUGCAUAAGAGCCCAUUUGCCAGCAAGAUUUCUGUGCAUCAGUGCCUGUGAUGGGCAGGUGUUCUUCCCUGAUCCAGCCAGAAUCCCUGAUCCAGCCUUUCCUCCACAGUUUUGUCUCCCUUGAAGCAUCUAAUAUCUGUUAUUUAUACCAAACAGUUUUUUCUGUCUUUAGCUCUUCAAAGAGGAGUAGCCACUGCCUCAGGCCCAUCCAGUAUUAGAGCAAAGCUAAGCUGAGCUUCUGCCUGAAUGCUGGACUGAGGUGGGAACAGCUCCUUGAUCUCUCACGUUUCCCAGACCUUACACUAAUUAACAUCUUGCUGUGGGGCAAGGUCCUUAAAAAUUCUCCAGUGUUGUUCUUAGCCUUGUCAGUGUGUUGAGGCUCAACCUGGGGCCAUCCAAAGGCUGUAGAAAAACAAUAACUCGCUUAAAUCCACCUUUCAGGCAUUGUUCUGCCAGUGCCCCAACAGCUCCUGAGGCUUCUCAGGAAAGGAAAUGCCUUUACUAAGGCCUUGGCUCCAGGGAAACUCAGGCAGGAAAAAUGAUCCUGAGAUGCAAAUUUGGCCUCAAAGGACACUGCUAUUCAAAAUACUUUUCAUUGGUUUUAAUUUCCAGUUUCAUCCAUGGGGCACCGUGUGCGCUGGAAUUGGAAUUCCUGCAGCCACCACCUUUCAGAAGAGCACAGUAACCCCAUUAACAUGACCUACAAAGAAGUCUUUGCUCAAACUUGUUGAGACAAGCUCAGUUUCAUGGAAACUGCAAAUGCUCAGUGAUACUGGUGAUUUUUUUUUUCCUGUGGGGCUUAGGGGAGGGCAGAGAAAUACACAUUUAAUUUAAAGCUAUCUAUUAAACAACUAUGUCUGUACAUACUCACUGGUUUACAAACCUGGGAAAAAGCUCAACCCUUCUACUUGCAACACUAAAAAUAAUACUAAUUUAAAACUGCAGAUGAUUAAUCAUAUCAGUGCUCACAUAGGAGUUAUAUCCAUAAGGAAACAGCCUGCAGCCUAUCUAGCAUAAACUCCUGUAUUGUGGUAGUUUUUAAAUUUUUUUUGUAAACAUAGCAUUAUUUUAAUCAGUAAAUCAAGUUAAACAAUAUUAACUACUGCUUUUAGGAUGAUAGGGUUUUUUUUUAAAGGUGAAACUGUGACACUGUACUGGAUUAAAGAGAACAGCAGGUUAAUCUACACUGGCUUUCAAAAAAAAAAAAGGAACUGCAACAUAUCUUUAAUUUUGUUAUUUCUAUCUGAUUCCUUUGGAUGGUUGUGUGUUUUCCUUUGGCAACGUUUGUCACCGUGCCAUUUAUUUUUCUUAUUCUUGGAGUACCAAAGAUCCUGAAAUGGCUUGAUGAUUGCAACCAUGUGAAAAUUUAUUUUCUGGAAGUAUGUUUUGUUAAACUUUUGUUAAAACGCUAAAUUGUGUAUGCAAAUUGUUAUCAGAGGUUUGCUGGGAUGUUUACCUAUUCCAGCAGGGAAAACUUGAGUGCAUCGAUGGAAGUGGAGAGCCUGAAUCCAAAUUCUGGAUUGGAAUUCCCUGAAAGUGGGGAGGAGGCUUUUAUUGGGAGCUGCAGCUGAGCUUUUGCACUUCGUUCCAUCUCCAAUCAGCGUGAGUGAGUGGCCUUAGGUACAGGACAUCAGCAGAGGUUGUCUCGUGCAAAAGGAGUUAAAAAAAUUGCCAGCAUUCAGAAAUCAAAUCUUGUUGAUGCUGCAUUUGCACUGUUCAAUUUGCCUUGCUGGAGAGUUAUAGAAGUGUUAUUUUUAUAGGUCAAUUGUUCCCCACCUGAGCCGUUGGAGACAGUCUGGGAUAAGGGCACCUGCUGGGGGCAGUUCAGCCAGGGGGCACCAGGAGUGGGCACUGGGAACAGCACACAGCUCUGCUCUCAGCUCCUUCCCCAGGGCUGACAUUCCUCCUGUGCCCAGCAAGCAGGGAAUGCUGCAGUCUAGCCCAGGUAAUGCUUAGGAAGUGCUCUCACUUUCUCAAUAACACAAGCAAUUACAGGCGUUGUAACACACUGAACCUUGUCCUUUACUGUUGGGAUCUCACAGCAGCUCGUUCUUGGAGUCAAAAUGCAACUGCUAUAUUUUUCCUAGACUGUUUCAUUAGUUGUGGUUGGGAAAGUUACAUAGAAGCAUUAUAAAAAUUUAUAUGAGGCUUUUUACAGCAUUUGAAAAUAAAAGUAGCAUUCUUUUUGUAAA
Zonotrichia leucophrys gambelii is the source of this 5994-nucleotide messenger RNA. It is a transcript of the gene STK38L, whose product is annotated as serine/threonine kinase 38 like. Lineage: Eukaryota; Metazoa; Chordata; Aves; Passeriformes; Passerellidae. Bases 177 to 1655 code for a protein of 492 amino acids. The transcript is spliced from 15 exons. The record is from RefSeq and is a predicted model, not a curated record. Gene Ontology annotation, molecular function: ATP binding; protein serine/threonine kinase activity. Gene Ontology annotation, biological process: intracellular signal transduction; peptidyl-serine phosphorylation.